AUGCCCACGAGCGCCGCGCCUCUCUGUGGCGCCUGCAGCGGCGGCGGCGCCAUGGCGGAGGGAUCAGGAGACUUGGCUCUGCCGCCCAUCAGCCCAAAGGGCGGCGCGGGCGACGAAGGGUCAUCUGGACGCAGCAGCAUCCUCGGGCGGCUCUUUG
Molecule: messenger RNA, 157 nt
Organism: Monoraphidium neglectum
Lineage: Eukaryota; Viridiplantae; Chlorophyta; Chlorophyceae; Sphaeropleales; Selenastraceae
Exons: 1
Source: RefSeq, a predicted model, not a curated record